CUAUAAAAAAGCAUUACCGAAGCUCAAAGAACGACUAAAUCAACUGUAUGAACAGAAUAUCUCAGAACAACUGUUCAAGUUUUCUGAACAAGUUAAGCAAAUGACCUUGACAGAUGAAACAGAGACAUCUCAACAAAAAACUGUUGCUGAUGUCACACAAAAAGAGACACCGAGAUCAGAGAUCAGAGAAGGUGAAAGGGAACGGUUCAUUGUUGUUGAAGAGACUGCCAUAAGUAAAGCGUUUGGUGCUGAUAAUAUAUUGAGAGACAGACAGGGCAGGAAGAGCAUUGCAAUCAGAGCUGAAGAUGAUGAAGUUCAGAGUCGGACACAUGGUUUAGAUGGAAACUCUCCUGGAAAUGAACUAAAAGAGCUAAAGGAUUUGACAGAGGAUGUGAAGAUCUCUGAACAAGAAACACGUGCUGAUGUCACACAAAAAGAGACACCGAGAUCAGAGAUCAGAGAAGGUGAAAGGGAACGGUUCAUUGUUGUUGAAGAGACUGCCAUAAGUAAAGCGUUUGGUGCUGAUAAUAUAUUGAGAGACAGACAGGGCAGGAAGAGCAUUGCAAUCAGAGCUGAAGAUGAUGAAGUUCAGAGUCAGACACAUGGUUUAGAUGGAAACUCUCCUGGAAAUGAACUAAAAGAGCUAAAGGAUUUGACAGAGGAUGUGAAGAUCUCUGAACAAGAAACACAAUCAACAGGAAAAGACCCGCCAACAGUCGUGUGCAGCAUCUGCAAGAGAGACGGCCACCUUAAAGACGAAUGUCCUGAAGACUUCAAGAAGAUCGAGCUGAAACCCCUGCCGCCCAUGACUGAGCGCUUCAGAGAAAUCCUGGACGGACUCUGCAUGCUGUGCUACCGUGAGUUGUCACCAUCUCUCGUCGAGCAGCAGAAGAGGGAGCAGAUUCUGGGCAGUCUGGAGCGCUUCAUCAGAAAAGAGUACAACGAUAAGGCCCAGCUCUGUCUGUUUGGCUCUUCUAAGAACGGCUUUGGCUUUCGUGACAGUGACCUGGACAUCUGUAUGACACUGGAGGGUCACGACACCUCUGAGAAACUCAACUGUAAGGAGAUCAUUGAGGGUUUAGCCAAGGUGCUGAAGAAACACACAGGUUUAAGGAAUAUUUUGCCUAUCACAACUGCUAAAGUGCCUAUAGUGAAGUUUGAACACAGGCAGAGCGGACUGGAGGGAGACAUCAGCCUCUACAACACACUGUCCAUUGUGUCCAGUCCAUUUGUGAUGUUUUUAUAA
This is a messenger RNA of Sinocyclocheilus grahami, 1246 nucleotides long. Its product is annotated as terminal uridylyltransferase 4-like. The record is from RefSeq and is a predicted model, not a curated record. Gene Ontology annotation, molecular function: nucleic acid binding; zinc ion binding; RNA uridylyltransferase activity. Lineage: Eukaryota; Metazoa; Chordata; Actinopteri; Cypriniformes; Cyprinidae. The transcript has 18 exons. The coding region runs from base 101 to 1246 and encodes 381 amino acids.